Messenger RNA from Topomyia yanbarensis, 2690 nucleotides. It is a transcript of the gene ArgRS, whose product is annotated as probable arginine--tRNA ligase, cytoplasmic. Gene Ontology annotation, biological process: arginyl-tRNA aminoacylation. Gene Ontology annotation, molecular function: arginine-tRNA ligase activity; ATP binding. Bases 125 to 2122 code for a protein of 665 amino acids. Gene Ontology annotation, cellular component: cytoplasm. The record is from RefSeq and is a predicted model, not a curated record. The transcript is spliced from 5 exons. Lineage: Eukaryota; Metazoa; Arthropoda; Insecta; Diptera; Culicidae.
UGGCCACCUUGUCAUCAAAGCAAAGCCUCAGAGGCUCAGAAAACCUUUGUUUACGUGUUCUGUUAUUUUCAUCAAAGUAUUUAACUAUUACAUAUUGUAUAAAGUAUUCGAAAUUGUGUGGAAAAUGCCUUCCGACGUUCAAUCUGAAACCCGGCGACAUAGGAAAGUGGAACACGAGCUUCAGUUGUUGCUAAAAGCUAUGGAUGAUGUCAGAACUAAUAUCAAUUUAGAAGAUAAUCCGGAGUUGGAAAAACUGCAAGUGGAAAACAUGAAGCUCAAACAUCGUUUGGCCAUUCUGAACAGGGCCAUCGCUUUAGAACAGGGUUGUACCUCUGUAGAUAUUGUUGGCGAACCUGUGUCCAUACUAGACCAUCUUUCCAAUUUAUUCACAGAAGCUAUUGCAAAAGCAUUCCCCCAGGUGUGCAAUGAUGUUCCGACGGUUAUUACCGUUUCCAGCUCUUCCAAGUUUGGUGAUUAUCAAUGCAAUAAUGCAAUGCAACUUGUGCAAAAGCUCAAAGCAAAUGGCGUUAACAUCAACCCACGCGAUGUGGCCAUCAAGAUUAUGAACUCAUUGCCCAAAUCUGUCGUUAUCGAAAAAGUCGAAAUCGCCGGAGCAGGAUAUGUCAACGUUUUCCUUCAUAAAACGUUCUGUGCAUCGGCGAUUAUGUCUAUACUGAAACAGGGUGUAAAACCCCCGCGUUGCGAGAAAAAACGUGUUAUCGUGGACUUUUCAUCCCCCAAUAUUGCCAAAGAAAUGCAUGUGGGGCAUUUGCGGUCUACAAUCAUCGGUGAAUCCAUUUGUCGAUUCUUGGAGUUCCUUGGCCACAAUGUUCUUCGUCUGAAUCACGUUGGCGACUGGGGCACACAAUUUGGCAUGUUGAUUGCUCAUUUACAGGACCGAUUUCCGAAUUAUUUGAAUGUGUCUCCUCCGAUUGGUGACCUGCAGGCAUUCUACAAAGAAAGUAAAGCCCGAUUCGAUUCAGACGAGGAAUUCAAGAGACGUGCGUAUGCCUGUGUGGUAGAUUUGCAGGGUGGAAAUACAGACUCUUUGAAGGCUUGGACAUUGAUUUGCGAUGUAUCAAGGAAAGAAUUCCAAAAGGUUUAUGAUCGUUUAGACGUUAAACUUAUCGAAAGAGGAGAAUCGUUUUACCAGAAACGUAUGGAAAAUAUUGUCAAGGAGCUUGCUGCCGCUGGGUUCCUGGAAGAGGACGAGGGACGAAAGAUCAUGUGGGGAGAACAUCGAGAAGGGAUUCCACUGACAAUCGUCAAGUCUGAUGGUGGUUUUACGUACGAUACUUCGGAUAUGGCUGCUAUAAAACAACGUCUGCAUGAAGAGAAGGGUGAAUGGUUAAUUUACGUUACGGAUGCUGGGCAAGCUACACAUUUUCAGACAUUGUAUUCAUGUGCACGUCGUGCUAAAAUUCUAGAUCCCAAUUUGCACCGUGUUGAUCAUGUCGGUUUCGGUGUGGUGCUGGGAGAAGAUGGUAAAAAGUUUAAAACACGGUCCGGCGAUAGUGUGAAGUUGACCGAAUUACUAGACGAAGGUCUGAAACGAUCGCUCAGCAAGUUGUUGGAAAAGGAACGAGACAAAGUUCUCACCCCCGAGGAAUUGAAAGCCGCACAAGAAUCGGUGGCGUAUGGCUGCAUCAGGUAUGCAGAUUUGUCGCACAAUCGAAAUAACGAAUAUGUUUUCUCUUUUGAUAAGAUGUUGGAAGACAAGGGUAACACAGCUGUUUAUCUACUUUACUCAUACACUAGAAUUCGCUCGAUUGCUCGUAAUUGUGGUGGGGAUUUUGCAAACAACAUUGAAAAUGUAAUUGCUUCUACAAAUUUAGUCUUCGAUCACGAAAAAGAAUGGAAGUUGGCGAAGGUUCUACUUAAAUUCACUGACGUUAUGAAACUUAUAUCAAAGAACCUUUGUUUACAUCACCUCUGUGAAUUUGUGUAUGAAGUCAGUACGACAUUUACCGAGUUUUACGACAGCUGCUAUUGCAUCGAAAAGAACAAACAAGGAGAAAUCGUCAAAAUAAAUGCUGGACGCGUGCUACUUUGCGAAGCCACAUCACGAGUUCUCGGAAAAUGUUUCGACAUACUCGGGCUGAAACCGCUACAUAAAAUUUAAGCUUGUUUCCUGUUAUCCUUAAACCAUGCUAAACAUUGCAUUUGUGGAUUUUUAUCUAAAAAAUUAAAGUUACUCAAAAAUAUCCUGGGGCCCUAUUCUCACAGUCACGUCACUCAGUGUCUUGAACAAAAUUUUUUAUUUGUACAUACAUAUUGAUUGAAACUAACAAGGUUAAUUUUUAAUGUUUUCAACGUAAACCCAAAAUAUUAAAUUCAUAUUACCCGAAUAGGAGGGAUGCAGAACUCGAGUUGAAACUGAGCUAGACCAUUUCUAUUCUAGAAUAGACUCAUUUGAGAUUUCACCACUAUAGUCAAAAACGAACUUAUCAGCCUCAUUCUGCAUUACGGAGGAUCGCUUUUUCGAAUGAAUCUGAUUUGCAUUCUCAAUAACGACAGCAAAUUCAAGCGGAAACCUGCUUCGAUCGAACAAUUUUCAUUCAAAAAAGUGGUCCAUCGUAACGCAGAAUAAGACGCAAUAACGUAACUAUAUCUUGAAUGAAAAGCAAACUGUUUUAUUUUUUAAGCACAAGGAAACUAAAAUAAAACUAGAUCAUAGAUUCUGCCCAAAA